Molecule: messenger RNA, 501 nt
Organism: Mesorhabditis spiculigera
Lineage: Eukaryota; Metazoa; Nematoda; Chromadorea; Rhabditida; Rhabditidae
Source: the annotation of a GenBank genome assembly
AUGUCGGACAUCAUCCCCAUCAAGCCUCCGGACAUGCAGAGCUACUUGCUCAUUUCUGCCCUCAUCGCUACUGUUUUUGCCCAAGGCGGCCAUCAUCAUGAAUACCGUCGUUAUGAGUGCACGAAAAAACCGUCGGGCAACGGCACCGAUUGCACGCUAUUCCUGAAGAAAAAGCGCGACGAUGACAGCCAAGAAUUUCGGGCGGCCACAAAUCAGGAGUGCUUUGAGGAGACCGGCACAACCGGAAGGGCCGUCAUUUGCCCGCUGUACUGCCCGGAAACCGGAGCGGCGUACUCGAUUUGGAAGACCCCGUCGAACAACCACAAGUGCACGAAUCUGGGCACGUACAGGUCCAUCAACCGCAACGGAGACUGGUACUUUUGGCGCACUGGGGAAUGCUUGGACCAGGAGAUGACUUUUGAGAUUGGGUGCCAUUUCCUCAUCCCAUCUGCCCAAGCUGACGUUGAGCAGAUCCUGAAGAAGCGCAGGAAGUUCAGGCUC